AUGGGAAAUCAACUAGUCCGCCCACCAGCUGUUAAACGCGACAAACCAAAUCACGCCUCACAAAAAUGGUCGAUGAAAAAAGCGGGAAAAGGCAUCGACACUUCGAAUAAGUUGCCAAACGUGGCGCCACGUCGACAAUGUCUCGUCAGAUUGUUGAAACAAAAUCGCAUUCAUGACUAUUUGCAAUUGGAAAAGGAGUUUAUUCUGCGACAAAAUCAAUUGAAACCGAUGCAAGUGCAAAAGAGGAAUGAGCAAAAGAUGGUGCAACAAUUGAGAGGAACACCAACCAGUUUGGCGAGAAUUCAUGAGCUUUUUGAUGAUGAAAAGGUGCGUCCCCUUCCUUUUCUGCUUUUUCGCCCGCGCUAUUCUUAUUUGAGAAAAGAGUGAGAGGAAAAUGUGGCCGCGUGGCCUAAUGGAUAAGGCACCAGACUUCGAAUCUGGGGAUUGUAGGUUCGAGUCCUGCCGUGGUCGAAAUUUUUUGCAUUUUUUUCUCGCUCUUUGAAAAUUAGGGUUUUCCAUAGGAAAGAAGUAGCGCUACUACUAGUAGAAAAACAAUUGUUUCCAUACUUUUUUUCUGUUGUUGGCGUUAAUUGUCACGUAAAAUGUUUUAUUUUGGAAAUUUUUGGUAGAAAACAUUUCUGAAAAACAACUCUCAAGAAGCCUCCACGUGGAAAAUUUUGAUAUCAUACUUUCUCAAUUUUAGUUCAGCAUCCAUAAUACGGUGAAAUUCCAGCCUGAAGCUUCUGAAAAGCUGAAAAUUGAUCAAAGGCGCACCGGUUUUCUCGGAAAUAUCUUGACGCGACUGUUUUUUCGUGUAGUUCUCGCGGACAAAUUCAAAAAAUUAUUUUUUUUUGCGUGCGCGAAAGUCGUUUUUCUGACCUAAAUCCAGAGAUUUCCAGGAUUUUUUUUUGUAAAUGAGAUGCAUGGGCUUCUAAGGCAUCUGAAAUAGUUAGUCUUACCACGAAAACUCUAGCUUCUGGCUUAAAAAUAGGCUUUUUAUCGAAAAUUCCAAUUCUCCCUCAAAUUUGACUGAAAUCAAUGUUUUUUUCAGCAUGCUGUGGUCGUUGUCGAAGGUUCAAAACGCGAAUGGUACGUGCCGAUUCUAUCAAUCGUCGACAAGGAUUUGCUUCGUCUCAACGCGUUGGUAAUGGUGAAAACUGGUGGAAUGUUUAAAACUGUCCCCUCAGCGAUUGUGGGAGUUCUCGACGACAAAAUUGAUAGCAAUGCGAUGGGUCACAAAGUCGAAAAAGCUCCCAAAGAGUCUUUUGACGACAUCGGAGGUUGUGAAUCGCAAAUUCAAGAAAUCAAGGAGUCUGUUGAACUUCCACUAACUCAUCCAGAAUAUUAUGAAGAGAUGGGAAUCACCGCCCCAAAAGGUGUGAUUCUCUAUGGUGAACCGGGAACCGGAAAAACAUUGCUGGCAAAAGCUGUAGCCAAUUCAACAAGUGCCACGUUUAUCCGUGCAACUGGUGCGGAUUUGGUGCAAAAGAAUUCGGGAGAAGGUGCGAAAUUAGUGCGACAAUUAUUCCAGAUGGCCAAAGACAAUGCACCGUCUAUUGUUUUUAUCGAUGAAAUUGAUGCGGUUGGAACGAAACGAUUUGAUACGUCAUCACGAGGAGAGCAAGAAGUUCAACGAACUUUGUUGGAGUUGUUGAAUCAAUUGGAUGGAUUUGAGAGUCGUGGAGAUGUUAAAGUCAUUAUGGCCACAAAUCGAAUUGAUUCGUUGGACCCCGCUUUGAUUCGACCAGGACGUAUUGAUCGUAAGAUUGAGUUUGCCAAACCGGAUGAGAAGACGAGACAGAAGAUUUUUGGAGUGAGUCUAGGGAACCUGGGUAUUCGAAAAUCCAAAACAUUUUUCUUGCAGAUUCACACAUCUGGAAUGACGCUCGAAAAAUCGAUAACCUACGAAUCGGUCAUGGCCAAAGAAAAAUCGAUUAGCGGUGCUGAAAUCAAGGCGGUUUGUACCGAAGCUGGAAUGUUGGCACUACGUGGACAACGAAAAUGUGUGGGAAAAGAUGAUUUUGAGCGAGCCGUCAAAUCGGUUUUGUUGUCGAAAAAGGCUGGAGCACCCGAAACGUUUUAUGGAUAG
Caenorhabditis angaria is the source of this 2089-nucleotide messenger RNA. The record is from the annotation of a GenBank genome assembly. NCBI's taxonomy places the organism in Eukaryota, Metazoa, Nematoda, Chromadorea, Rhabditida, Rhabditidae.